Molecule: messenger RNA, 2925 nt
Organism: Gamsiella multidivaricata
Lineage: Eukaryota; Fungi; Mortierellomycota; Mortierellomycetes; Mortierellales; Mortierellaceae
Exons: 2
Coding region: 296-2839 (847 amino acids)
Source: RefSeq, a predicted model, not a curated record
GAUCACCGGUGCAAAUAUCUAAGUCGAUAGUGCCACUGAAGCAGGUUCCGUUGUGGCGGAAGGAUGCUGCUUGUCAUCGGAACGGAAUUCGAGGUAUUGCAGUAGGCAACUUGUACAUAACCUCACUUGCGAACCGACGGAACCACUCUCCAUGAAGAACAUGGCAAAAUACAACAUGCGCUCACAGUGUGGUACAGGCACUGUCUGUCCAUAAAACUGUCUGCGGCCUAGCUUCGGUUCCCUUUGUGACCAUAUUGCACAUCUAUCCGUAACACGCGCGUCUCUCACACCUCAAAUGGAGACCACGAUGGACAACACUACACCGCGGCCCCCGCCAGUGAGCCAGCAAUUCAUAGCCACCAUUCCUAGCGAGUGCCAAGGCCCUUGGCGCAUCCCAAUCUGUACUCACAAAUCUGGACUCAAAUACAUUCCCCUCAGCACUAUCCGUGAGUUAUUCCCUCACAUGAAGCGAUUGGAGAUUGGGGGCAAAGUCCUUGAGAAGCGCGUUGGGUUUAAAUCGCUUGGAGAUGAUGAGGACAUGGAAGGGGUUCAGGAAGGGGUCCACAAACGCCAAGAUGAGGGCGGAAAUGAAAAGGCUGAAUGGAUCCCCUACUAUCGAAACCAGGUCAUCCAUGUUAUACACGAUCACUCGGUCCUCGAUGGUUUUCCAGAGUCAUACUGGAAUCGAAUUGAUGACCUGAUGGGAGAAAACCUUGGCUAUUUUCCAAAGGCAUAUUGGACUCAAAUGGGCAACCUAGUGAGGGAAGUUGUCCUUGAACAUCACCAGCGAGUAGUCAAGCGCCUGGAUCUGACCGUGGAUGACGCCCAUGAUGAACAUGAUGAUCAUGACGACCAUGAAGAUCAUGACACCCAUAAUGACCAUCCGUCCGAAAGGGGUCGUUCGAGGACUCGUAGCUUCGCCAAGCCCCCCAGCGAUCCAUGGCUUCCUGAGAAUCCAAAAUCCUCUGAUCGACCCGACACGAACGGCAGCUCCCGCAUGAUCAGUCACCCAAGGAACCCCAAUAAUCGACCGAGGUCUCCUGGCGACCACUCAAAGGCGCCUAGUCAUUACGAUGCAGACUAUCAUUCGAGAGAGUCGCCUCGCCAAUCAAUGUCUCCUAGACCCAACGAGUCAUCUGGUCGCUCUUAUUUAAUCGGGCGCUCGAGGAGUCCUCGUAGUCCUGAUCGCUCUGUGGGCGCCGCUCGCCCUGAAACAAACAAUCAUUCAAGAAGACCUCACAGUCGGUCGCGACCCCUUGCGCUCUUGGGCGAUCCGCAGAGGUCUCCUAGUCGUUCAGGAUCCCAGAAUCGCGAUAUGUAUAUGGACGAGCCUCAUCGCUCACAAGAAUAUAAACGCUACAGGGAUCAUUCAUCUAACGACCACCAUAGUGAUCCAUCGUACCCUGUUCAUUAUCCCUCUCAGCCGAACUAUCAGUCGCGAAACAAGCGACAGAGACAUCUCUCUGCUGGACCUCUCCCCAGCUCUGGAUUCGAGUUCUCAAAUGAGCAUUUCAAGGAGUUCCUUCGCACCCAUAACGGCUCCGUCGAGAGUUACCCCUCGUCCUACUCCUACUCUGCCAUCAAGGUCACGCUUACCUUGAGGAGUGCACAAGAGGCGCGAUCGUUUUGCAGAUUUCUCCAGGCCAGGGAUUUUCCCGGUACUUGGAUCGAUCUUACGCUGGCGUGGGUCGCGAAUCAUCACCAGAUGAACGACUACGUGAAAGCCAUCAGGAACGCCCCUGCAAUCGAAAUCGUUCACAUCGCCUGUGCUAGGGGAAUUGCACCCCGAUAUUUCCGAGGGUCAUGCGAUGCUUGGGUGGAGCUACUUGGUAUCCCGACGAUCAAGGAGCUGCAGCUGAUCGAAGCGCCCAAGAUCUUGCGCCUGUCCUCAACUGAUGUCCCUUCUGAUCUUUCGCACUUGCGCCUCUUACGGCUUGGCCUCGAUAUCGAGGACUUUUCUGACCAUUCACGUUCGGAGAAGAUCCAGAACAUCAUUCACCGAGCGACUCAUCUGCAGCGCUUGAUCCUAGACAGCCCUCGGCGGCAGUUCCGCCGACAGCUUGAAAGAAUCUUGGGAGCCCAUCCGUUUCCGGGCCAGAUAGGAUCACCAUCUACCGACAUCCAGUUUAAUAACCGCGGUAAAGCAACUAUUGUCUUGAAGGUCGAGCGCGCCUCGGCUGAAGUCAAGGAGUUGUUGCUCGAGCGCGAUCGUGUACGGCCCCGAGAUUGUCCCGUGUCAUGGUCCUCGCUCUUUCAGGGUGAUCUUCUCAAGUCCUUGACGACCCUUCGGCUCAGGCACACUUCUGACAGUGAGUGGAUACACGAUAUUAUAGACUGGGCCAAGAAAAGUCGACACCUUCAGAAACUCCAUGUGGACUGCAAGAAGAUCAGGAGCGAGAGUUUCGGACACUUUUGCGAGAUGCUAAGACGUUUCGGCCCCACACUGAGAACACUUGAACUCGAGAAUUUUUUCCCCACAGAGACCGAUAUGACCCUGGAGGAUAUGAUCAGUAUAAAGAAAGAAAUGGGGGACAGAGAAGAAGGAGAGUGGACUGGGCUGCGGACGCCUUCCGAAACGGACUGGCACAAGUUCCUGAAGAGCCUGAACUUCAGGAUCCUGAGGAUUUUGGAAAUCAACAAAUCCAACAUGGCUGAUGUGGAUCUGCAGAUGUUCGUGGACUGCAUGGAAAACUCAGUCGGUCAAGGUCAGCGUCCCGCACUAGAGGCCUUGAGAUUGUACGGAACUCAAAUCGGAGGAUCAGGUAUAAGACUGCCGAUCGAAGCAAGGGAGAGGAACGCGUGGCCUGAUUUCAUAACGGAUAUCGCAAACCGGAAAUAAGCACCCUUCUUAUACUGGACACAUAUACCUACUUAUUCAUAUAUAUGAAAUAAACGUGUUUCUUUUUUUUUUAUUUACUGUUCAUC